Molecule: messenger RNA, 1641 nt
Organism: Saccharomyces kudriavzevii IFO 1802
Lineage: Eukaryota; Fungi; Ascomycota; Saccharomycetes; Saccharomycetales; Saccharomycetaceae
Gene: CCA1
Product: tRNA adenylyltransferase
Exons: 1
Coding region: 1-1641 (546 amino acids)
Biological process (GO): tRNA 3'-terminal CCA addition
Molecular function (GO): ATP:3'-cytidine-cytidine-tRNA adenylyltransferase activity; RNA binding
Source: RefSeq, a predicted model, not a curated record
AUGCUACGAUCUACGAUUCCUCUUCUGAUGAAAAGCGUUCCGCAGAAAGCAAUGACGAACUCUACUUUCGCCUUGAAUGCGCCGAAGAUCACUUUGACCAAGGUGGAACAGCAUAUAUGCAACUUGCUUAAUGACUAUACGGAUCUGUACAACCGGGAGCACCAAGAUAAGCCCGAGCCACUUACGCUCCGCAUCACUGGCGGUUGGGUGCGCGAUAAGCUGCUGGGGCAAGGCUCUCACGACUUGGACAUCGCAAUCAAUGUCAUGUCAGGUGAACAAUUCGCUACCGGUUUGAAUGAGUAUUUGCAACAACAUUAUGCCAAAUAUGGAGCCAAGCCCCACAAUAUUCAUAAGAUCGAUAAAAACCCUGAGAAAUCCAAGCAUCUGGAGACCGCUACUACUAAACUUUUUGAUGUGGAAGUGGAUUUUGUCAAUUUGAGAUCGGAAAAGUACACUGAGCUUUCCAGGAUUCCCAAAAUGUGUUUUGGUACGCCCGAAGAAGAUGCCUUGAGAAGGGAUGCUACGUUGAACGCUCUUUUCUACAACAUUCAAAAAGGCGAAGUGGAGGACUUUACCAGGAGGGGCCUGCGAGAUUUGAAAGACGGAAUUCUGCGUACUCCGCUUCCAGCCAAACAAACGUUUUUGGACGAUCCUUUGAGAGUUUUAAGAUUGAUCCGUUUUGCCUCUAGAUUCAACUUCUCCAUAGACCCAGAAGUGAUGGCUGAAAUGGGCGACCCUCAGAUAAACACUGCAUUCAAUUCAAAAAUAUCUAGAGAGCGUGUCGGAGUAGAGAUGGAGAAAAUCUUGGUGGGACCAACUCCCUUGUUGGCUUUGCAACUGGUUCAAAAGGCGCAUCUUGAUAAUGUCAUUUUUUUCUGGCACAAUGAUAAAUCAGUUGUAGAAUUCAACGAAAAGAACUGCCAGGAUAUGGACAAAAUCAGCCAUAUAUACGGCGAUAACAUACUGAACUCGCACUUGCAAAAUUUUAUUGAAUUAUAUCCAAUGUUUUUGGAGAAACUUCCUGUUUUAAGGGAAAUGAUUCGCCAAUCGCCGAGUUUCCAGCAGAACUUUAUAUUAAGUGCGACUUUGUCCCCUAUGGCUAACUUGAAAAUUAUUGGGAACCCAAAGAAAAAGGUUAAUAACCUGGUUUCUGUCACAGAAAGUAUUGUGAAAGAGGGACUAAAGUUGAGUAAAAAUGAUGCAGUAAUCAUUUCCAAGACUGUGGAUUCAAUAAGCUCAUAUGAGGAAAUGCUUUCGAGAUUUGCGGGUCACUCGCAAAUGCAAAAGUCUGAAAUCGGUAUAUUUUUGAGAAAUUUCAACGGUGAAUGGGAAAUCGCUCAUUUUGCGUCCCUUUUGGAUGCAUUUUUGAAGAUUCCUAAAUCUGAAGCCCAAAAAAUUGAAUCUCUUUUUCAAAAUUACAAUGGUUUUUAUUCGUACAUAUAUCACAAUAAUUUGAACAAUUGUCAUGAGCUAAAGCCCAUAGUGGACGGCAAGCAAAUGGCAAAUUUGCUUCAAAUGAAACCUGGUCCAUGGUUAGGUAAGAUUAAUAAUGAAGCGAUUGCAUGGCAGUUUGAUAAUCCUGCGGGAACCGACGUUGAAUUGAUAGGUCAUUUAAAAAGUAUACUACCAAAAUACUUAUAG